AAGAGAGUAGCAAGUGGACUAACCUCAACGAAAGUCGAAACAAAAUUACAUUAUAAUGAAAUUCCUGAGCAUUCUGGUGGCCCUGUGCCUCCUCCUGGCCCUGGCCAUAGCACCCAUUCAGGCGGACGAUGACUUAUCCGCAGAAAAGGACGGCCAGACACUGCGCAAGUUCUGUCCCUGUCCCAGGAACUACGAUCCCGUGUGUGCCUCCAAUAUGGUGACAUAUCCCAAUCGCUGCGAAUACGAUUGUGUGCGUCGUGAGGCGGAGCGUCGUGGACGCAAUCUGGAAUUCCUACGCUCUGGUCAAUGCUAAUCCAAGAAAGGAAACACUCCAGAGUGCAGCUUAAUAUAUAACAAUGAGAAAUAAAGGAUGUUCUGUUCAUACGUGUA
This is a messenger RNA of Drosophila persimilis, 390 nucleotides long. RefSeq names its product serine protease inhibitor Kazal-type 1. Gene Ontology annotation, molecular function: protein binding. The coding region runs from base 56 to 313 and encodes 85 amino acids. NCBI's taxonomy places the organism in Eukaryota, Metazoa, Arthropoda, Insecta, Diptera, Drosophilidae. The record is from RefSeq and is a predicted model, not a curated record. The transcript has a single exon.